This is a messenger RNA of Punctularia strigosozonata HHB-11173 SS5, 610 nucleotides long. RefSeq lists its product as uncharacterized. Bases 188 to 610 code for a protein of 140 amino acids. Gene Ontology annotation, cellular component: cytoplasm. NCBI's taxonomy places the organism in Eukaryota, Fungi, Basidiomycota, Agaricomycetes, Corticiales, Punctulariaceae. The transcript has 6 exons. The record is from RefSeq and is a predicted model, not a curated record.
UGUGGCCCGUUGACUCGCCAAGCGAGCCGCAGCGACGACGCUCCAUCGUGGAUGACGUCGAUGCUCCAGCUGAAGAUGCAUAAAUACCUGACCAGCGAGCCUCGAUAUGCAACAGUUUCUUCACCUCAAUUCGUGUCUCCCAACAAGCUUUCAGACUUAAUCUCCUUCUCACGAUUUGAUAAUCAUAAUGCCUUCCUAUACUGAGAAGAACCCCGAGCGCGUCGCGGCAGGCUUGAAGGCUGCCAUUCAUAACCCUCGAGUUACGGAGGAAGCGAAAGACCGUGCCGCUCAAGAGCUCGAAGACAUGGGUUACGAAGCCCCGCAGGAACUGUCGUCGCGCGCAUCUGUGGGCGGCAACGACGACGGAUUGGACGAGCACACGCAUCGCGUCCUCGGUGGGUUUAAGGCCUCGCUCAAGAACCCCAACGUAUCCGAGGAGGCCAAGGAGCACGCCGCCGAUGUGCUCGAGGCUGCUGACGAGGAUCCUGCAUCCAUUCACGAGCAUCGCGUGCUCGGCGGAUAUAAAGCCACCUUGAAGAACCCUAACGUAUCCAAGCAGGCCAAACAGCAAGCUCGCGAGCUCCUCGUUGAGAACGGUGUCGAUGCCUAA